CCCAAGGGGUAUGCGCAUGCGCCUCUAUUCAUAGAGCGUUGGUGAGGUGAACGUAAAUUAAAACUACUUGGCACCAACGACAUGGAGGGACAGGGAACAACGGGGGCUCCGUUCGACGAGGUUGCGAAAGUGGCCUCCGAGUGGGUGUUUGAUUUCUUGUUCGCCGGCCUAUGCUAUUAUUUUAAAGAGGAUCGAACGGAGGAUUUCCAAAGGACAGGGAAGGCGUUAGAAGUCAUUCUUGAAGGUAUGCCUGUUUUAGAUCCAGAUAGGAAUAAGGCUGUAUACAUUGCACAGUUCCUUACAUGUGUUUCAGAAGGAAAAAGUCUUGAUACCCAGUUUGAAUUGGAUGAAAGAGUCACACCUCUAGAAUCAGCUGCAAUGUUCUUAGAUGAAAUUGAAGAGGAGAAAGAGAAUUUAAAAAAUCUGAUCAAAGAUAUCAAAUGCAUUGUGAAAGUUCAGGCAGUAGCAAUUUGUAUGGAAAAGGGAAGAUUUAAGAUGUCAUCUGAGGUCCUUGACCGGUUAUUUCCAGAAUCAGAGUCUAACAAGUAUUUGAAAAUGAAGUUGGCAAUGAUUGUUGGCAAGAAGGAUCCAUACCAUGCGUUUCUGGAGAACUUCAGUUAUACUAAAAUGUUGACGAAGAUCAAAGUGUACAUUGAGCUUAUACUGCAAGAAAGAUCACCAGCUUUUCUGUUAAAGGUGGCCACAAAAGUUGUAGCAGCAAAAGCAGAAAAGAUGGUCGGAAACCAGACCGAAAAGAAAGAUGCUAAUUUGCUUAAUAAUGAAAGACUAAAAAGUGAUGCAGUUUCACUUUCAUCAGAAAGCACAGUGGGCUUUCACCAGAUGACACAAACUACAGAAAGUACACGUGAAGACGAUAGUCCUUCAAGUACAAAUGCACGUUCAGCUGUGCAGGAGCAUAUGUCGGACAUCAAUCACAACGAAAUAGCAGUAGACGGCAAUACAGAAGAAGCAAAAGUGGAUGCAAACGCAUGUAGCGAAAGAUGUCAAAGACGUUUGUUCUCUUUUGAGCUGCAAACGCCGUGGGAGCCAGAUAAACAAACUACAGGCAAUACGUUAAUAGGCCGCGUGAAGUUAGGAAAAAGAAACCGGGAAAACCAAGAAACUUUGAAAUCUGUCAAAACUGGAUUGUCACCGGUUUCGGCCGCUCCUAAGAAAAGACAGCACUGGACCUGGGAAGAAGACGAAUUGCUGAAAAAAGGUGUAAAGAAAUACGGUGUUGGAAACUGGAGAAAAAUCCUUGUCCAUUUCGAAUUUAACAACCGGACAGGUGUCAUGUUGAAAGAUCGAUGGAGAACAAUGAAGAAACUCAAUAUUGUUGGGAGUGAGAAUGAACUUGUUUAAAGAUUUGCAACUUGUAGUACCAUGUCCACUAAAUGUUGUGAAUAUAGAGUAUAUAACGUCCCCUCCUGUGCAAACAAACUGCUCCAAGAAUGAUUAGGUUGGAUGUCUAUUUAAAAAGGCAGAGACCAGUAUACUUAAACCCAAUUUUCUUUCCUGUAAAUAUUCACAUCUAACUCUUAUGCAUUGUAUAGUUAUUUUGUGUGUUUUAUUUCACUUUUUUACUUUUUUUUGUUGUUUUAAGGACCCAUUCCUUUAAAUUCUCUGUGCUAGAAGUGGUAAAUAAAGAAGAAAAUUUCC
Molecule: messenger RNA, 1659 nt
Organism: Spea bombifrons (plains spadefoot toad)
Lineage: Eukaryota; Metazoa; Chordata; Amphibia; Anura; Pelobatidae
Gene: TERF1
Product: telomeric repeat binding factor 1
Exons: 12
Coding region: 82-1362 (426 amino acids)
Biological process (GO): telomere maintenance
Cellular component (GO): chromosome, telomeric region; nucleus
Molecular function (GO): telomeric repeat DNA binding; protein homodimerization activity
Source: RefSeq, a predicted model, not a curated record